AUGUCUAUACCCAAAAAGCUACUUGCGCAGCGGUGGCUGCCCGUGGAUCAAUACCCGCUCACGAAAGCUAUCAACUCGCAUGUGCUUAAGAAGCUGAAACGAAGGACUAUCCUCCAGGCCAGCGUUGUGAGCGACAAACUCUGUGCCGAUGUUCUCCAACGAGUAUCUCCCUACCUGCAAAAAACCUCGCCCAUCGAUAUUCUCGACCUCUGGCCAAAUGCCGGAGUCCUUUCCUCGACAAUUCAUAAUUACAUCCGCCCUCGUCGCCAUCUCCUCGUCGAGCCCGACCUCCCUUCCUUCGAGCCUUGGCUCCGGAGACUCGUCGACAGCGAUCCCAGUUACAAACUGAUAUCCGAGGAAAUCUACACCCGUCGAGAUUGGGCCGACGUAUUUGAAGAACACCUCCCAGAGCAAGCAAGCUCUCAUCAGAAACAAAUAGCCGGCCAAUCGCUGCCCAGAAAUGAUACCCUCCUUAUUCUGGCCAGUCCGCCCGUUCCAGCCCAAAAGGCAGAUCAUUACACGCCGCAGCGAUGGUGGAGUGCGAUGAUGGAAAGCUGUAUGCAGCAGAGAGGUGUACACAAAUAUGGCAGUGUCCGAAUCCUGGCCUCACUUCCUCCCGGAGAGGUGGAAGGUAUCUUGCCGCGGACGGUUGCUGAGCGCAGACGGCCAGCCCUGUUGACGGAGACCGUCGCGUUGCAUGCCUUUGAAGUGGCCGGCUGCUAUAAAGAAGAGGAUUCUUGGGUCACCAUCAAGCCACUAGAAGUGACUAUGAAAUGCCAAGAGCGAGUCGCCGAACGAGCUGCAGCGCAGAGCGUUGUCGUUCCGGCUGGUCGCGAGCCUCCACCCUUCAAGCUAGCUCCAGUGUCUCUCAAGCGAGAUCGAUCAGACGUACCUCACUCUCCCCGAAUCUUUACCGAGCGACACCAAACCCUCCUGGAUGACAUCGAGGCGGGGAAUCGAGAGGAUCCGAAAAUUCCUAUUGGGAAAUCGCCGGCCAAAACGGCGCGCCAAAAAGCUCAAACUGCUCUCCACAAGGAGAAUGCGAUCUCGUACAGUCGACACGGGCUGGCUCGUUCUGAAAUCGCGAUCGACCGGGCGUCAGAGGCUCUAUCACGAGCCGCUGCGGAUCCUAGCAAGACGGUCGAGGAACUUGAGAAGCUUGAUCGCGAUAUUGGCGCUCAGAAGGUGGCAUUGACUGAUGAGAUCGCGAGCCUGCAUCAUCGUCUGUAUAAAAGCUGGGAUCGCCUUGUGGAUGACUAUCGUACGAUGAAUGCAUCCAAAAAUUUUGACAAGUCGGUCCUGCUGUAUGAUCGACGACCAUCGGAACCAAUGCUCAUCGAUAAAUUCGAGCUGUUCCCCCGCGAGCCACGCACCAUCGUGUACUUUGAGCCCGAUGCCAAUCCCGAGUUCGUCCACAAGCUCAGCCAUCUAUCAAAGCAGCAGCGGCAACAUGUCGAGGGCCUUUUCGAGGCUCUGUCCUCCGUGUUCGGUCCCCGGAAUCACAUUACUCUUGGCGAACUAUUUAAGAUUCUGUUCGUGGAUCGUCCCACAAACGAUAUUAUCAAGGCCGUUCCUGCGCUCGCACCCUUUGCGAUGAAGCGUCUCAAGCCCGGCUACGGGCCCGUGCCACUGGCCGACCCGACUGUAGACUCGAAUACUUGUUUCCAGGAGAAUCUCAACUACGACGUGAGCGAAGUGCGCCUUCGAUGUAUUCCCGGCGGGGUGAUGUGGGAUAUUCUCCUGGAGUACCAGAAGCAUGCGCCGGGCAUCACGGCCAUCCAAUUCAGCCGCAUGAUUGGAGGCACGCUGACCUCGUUCCGAGCCGGACGCAAUCUUAUGGUGGUGCCGAAGCGAAUGCACUAA
Messenger RNA from Penicillium cataractarum, 1863 nucleotides. RefSeq lists its product as uncharacterized. The coding region runs from base 1 to 1863 and encodes 620 amino acids. The record is from RefSeq and is a predicted model, not a curated record. Lineage: Eukaryota; Fungi; Ascomycota; Eurotiomycetes; Eurotiales; Aspergillaceae. The transcript has 2 exons.